This is a messenger RNA of Apus apus (common swift), 11896 nucleotides long. It is a transcript of the gene STIM2, whose product is annotated as stromal interaction molecule 2. Lineage: Eukaryota; Metazoa; Chordata; Aves; Apodiformes; Apodidae. The coding region runs from base 2849 to 4792 and encodes 647 amino acids. Gene Ontology annotation, biological process: intracellular calcium ion homeostasis; store-operated calcium entry; activation of store-operated calcium channel activity. The transcript is spliced from 12 exons. Gene Ontology annotation, cellular component: endoplasmic reticulum; plasma membrane. Gene Ontology annotation, molecular function: calcium channel regulator activity; calcium ion binding; protein binding. The record is from RefSeq and is a predicted model, not a curated record.
AAAUUUUAAAACUGUUCUGGCUAGAUGUUUCUGUCCCAGAGCUUUAUACCUUCUUCUCUUUUUGCAAUAUUCAUCAUCCUUACAUGGUUUUGUGUAAUCUGGUUUUCCUGUCUUUGUGAAUUACAGUUUACAACUUACAGAAAAUAUAAACCUUUCUCAUUAGGACUCUUAUCUUUCCCUAAGAAAGAUAUUGUUUCUAAUCUGUUAUGAAGAAAUCCUGGAAAAACUAAAGAUUUGGUAUCAGUCCAUUCCCACAUUAGAGUGGUGAUAUGGAUAAACAGCAAGUAUUACAGCAGAGAGUCAGUUUACAGCAUGUAUUACUUAUUUAGGCAGAUAAACAAUAUUCAGACCUGAAAACACAGCUAAAAGAUGGAAGUAGUAGAUAUUUGUGCUUUGCAACAAUCUAGGUUAAUAAAGACCUAAGUAGAGGCUUGAGAUCUUAGAAAGUCAGGUCCACCAAAGACCUGCCUGUCAGUGCAGUCCUCCCAAAGCAGCAGCGACUAAUGCCCAAGACGUUUUCCUGAACAUCCUGUGUCACAGUUCUGAAUGCAAACAUUGGAGAAACCAUGUGGGGAAAGGGUGCACUGCAUCAGCUUGCAGUUAGAAGAAGAGAGAGAAGCAGUGAAGUUUAGGGCACCAUAAAGUGUGCAAAGUUUCUCAGGCAGGCAGGAUGGUAGCCUAGGUGUUCACUCAAAGCUGGAAAACCCCUGCCUGAAACCAUACUGAGCACCUUGGCUUUGAAAGAAGUCCCACACAGAGGUAUAUUUGCUAACUGUCAAGCAGGUAAUGGAGUAUAUUCCCAUUAUUCUAUGCCACUCAUAAAACUCAUCCCUACUACUAGGCUUUGGUUGAGACAUGGGUCAAGAUGUUAGUUUGUACAAAUAAACUUUGUUCUGCUUACACUAGAUCUUUAUUCUAGAACACAAGCAUAGAAAAAAUAUAGAGUAUCAUUUCCAGACAAUGGUGAAAUCUGGGCAAAGAAUAAUAAUAAAAUAAUAAUCUUAUAUGAUAUGUACAAUAUGUGCAAUAGACAAUUGAGAUGUUGCAGGCUUUAAACUUUUUCUUCUAGUUUGUCAGAUCUUUCCUGGUCUCUGCAGAAUGGUAAAAUUUUCUCCUAGAGGCUAAUCAAAAGUCUUGGAGGUUCUUUAAGUAAACUGGGAUUUGUUUUGGUGGUGGUGGUUCUUUUUAUUUAAUGAAACAUAAGGAUCUCUCUGAUAUGUAAGUUCUAUCUUUGCCUAUUCAGAUGUGUUAGUUUGUUUGGGCGUUUUUUUUCCCAUUGAAUAAGGGAAUUUAUAUAAAUAAGUAUUUUCCGAGUUCAGAAGCAGGAGCUGUAUUUCUCAGAGUUAUUUUAGCUGUGUGUUCAACUCAAGACUAAUAUUCUUACAGCUAAGCAAUUUAGAACAUUUUCAUAAAAUAUCUAUUCAGUCUGUUGUAAUUUUCUAAAGGAAAAUACCACCUUUUUUUACCAGCAUAAGGACAUACACAAUGGAAAAUGUUAACAGAAGAAACAGCCCUUCAAAGAUACAUAUUUUUGUUCACAACUUCGGAACAGUUUCAUGGAGAAUAUUUGCAGUUUAACUGGCCUUUUUUGCUCUGUUUCUGUAGAAUUUACUGAAGAUCUCUCAGAAAACUGGACACAAUCCAGCUGAAAUGAGUAUGUUCUCAAUGCAAUUGUAAGGCAGCUUUUGGUUUUCUCUUGACUGAAAUUUUGCCCCUUUUUUGAAAACACUUUGGGGAGCUUAUUAAAUGGCAAGUGCAGGAUAAAUUUCUCUCUCCUGAAUUCAGUCCAGACAUUUGAACGGAGAGAUGGUUACUGAUACUGCCCAGGAAACUGUUCCAAUGCAAACGGGUCAACAUUGUCUUCUCUGCUUUUGCUGGGACUGGCCCACUCAAAGGCAGGGUUAUUAUGGGACAGAGACAUUUCAAGACUCAUUGCUGUAUUAAGGUUUUAGUGAGGAUCAAUACUAGGCAUUUUAGCUUUCUAUUGCCUUCAUAAUACUUAUUUUAAAUUUUCACUACCCCCCUUAUUUCAAUGGGAGUUUACAGGCUGUCUGUUAUGUCUAAGAGAAGGGGUAGUUAGAAUUUAAGAACACCAGGCAUUGUACUCUUCUUUACAACUUAAGACUCCCAGGAGAAAGCAGCCGCCCUGCUUUAAGGAACAAGACCCACUGCCAUAGGUCAUGGUUUGCUACAAUCUCUCUCCAGUAACUCUGGGUAGGUGCCAUAUCUACCUCAAGCCUUUAUCAUUUAGGACACAUUACCAACCUAAUUUUUUAGUCUUGUAGCUAACUGCUUCUUCAGCUUGUCUUUCUUUUUUCAGAUUACAAAAACAUCAAGAUUGGGUAGAAUGUACCAGUCCUGGAGUGAUAUUGAAACUUUCUGUUUUGAAGGAUCACAAAUCCUUGUUCCAUGUGAAGGGGAACAGUUCUGAUGUUAGCACAGCUGUUCUCACUGGGAAUGCAUCUUUGGAGCCAAAUGCUUCUCUGAGUGUCUCCUUAGCCCUUUAAGAUUGGUCCAGAAGGUACUCUGUGAACUAGCGUAAGUGUAAAUAUGGCAAACAGCAAAUAAUUAGGAAAGGUUUGCCCACUGCUACUGGAUGUGUGUUCCAACUUUUUCAUGCUGUAUUUACCUUUAUGGUUGUUUUCUAGGUAUAUAAUUUCAGUAAGGCCUAAAAAUUAUUCAGAUCCCUGUGUCCCAAGGACAUGAAGGCAUAUGGAAAAGCAUCAGGACCACUUUCUGCAGCUCAUUCCUGAGUGGAUAAGUGAGAAACGAUCAUUCAGAUCUCUGCAGUUCACUCAGCCCACCAUGCUUUACUGAGGAGGACCGUUUCAGCCUAGAAGCUCUUCGCAUGAUCCAUAAGCAAAUGGAUGAUGACAAAGAUGGUGGGAUUGAAGUAGAUGAAAGUGAUGAGUUUCUAAGGGAAGAUAUGCAAUACAAGGAUGCCUCUAAUAAACAUAGUCACCUACACAGAGAAGACAAACAUAUUACCAUUGAGGAUCUGUGGAAACGCUGGAAAACAUCUGAAGUUCAUAACUGGACUCAAGAGGACACUCUUCAGUGGCUCUCAGAAUUUGUUGAACUGCCUCAAUAUGAAAAGAAUUUUAGAGAGAGCAAUGUCAAUGGGACAACACUUCCCAGGAUAGCAGUAAAUGAACAUGCUUUCAUGAUCUCUCACUUGAAAAUAAUUGACCGAAGCCAUAGACAGAAGCUUCAGCUUAAAGCUUUGGAUGUUGUUUUGUUUGGACCUCUCACACGUCCCCCUCACAACUGGAUGAAGGAUUUUAUAUUAACAGUUUCUAUAGUUAUUGGGUUUGGAGGCUGCUGGUUUGCAUAUACACAGAACAGAACCUCAAAAGAACAUAUCACAAAAAUGAUGAAGGACUUAGAAAGUCUCCAAACAGCAGAACAAAGUCUUCUUGACUUGCAGGAAAGGCUUGAGAAAGCACAAGAAGAGAAUAGAAAUGUUGCUGUGGAAAAGCAAAAUCUGGAGCGCAAAAUGAUGGAUGAGAUCAAUGAUGCAAAACGGGAAGCUCAUCGCCUAAGGGAGUUGAGGGAGGGAGCUGAAUGUGAGCUCAGCAGGCUCAAAUAUGCAGAGGAAGAGUUAGUACAGGUUCGCAUGGCAUUAAAAAAGGCUGAGAAGGAGUUUGAACUGAGAAGUAAUUGGUCCGUUCCUGAAGCUUUGCAGAAGUGGCUUCAGUUAACACAUGAAGUUGAAGUACAAUAUUAUAAUAUCAAAAGACAGCAUGCAGAAAUGCAAUUAGCAAUUGCCAAAGAUGAGGCAGAAAAGAUAAAAAAGAAGAGAAGCACUGUAUUUGGAACAUUACAUGUUGCACACAGCUCCUCCCUGGAUGAAGUGGACCAUAAAAUCCUUGAAGCAAAGAAAGCACUCUCUGAGCUGACGACAUGUUUGCGAGAGCGUCUUUAUCGAUGGCAACAGAUUGAGAAGAUUUGUGGUUUUCAAAUAGCACACAACUCUGGACUACCAAGCUUGACAUCAUCGCUCUACUCUGAUCACAGUUGGGUAGUUAUGCCUCGAGUUUCCAUUCCUCCGUACCCAAUUGCAGGGGGAGUUGAUGACUUAGAUGAAGAUACUCCUCCAAUAGUUUCCCAGUUUCAUGGGUCCAUUGUAAAACCUCCCAGCACACUGGCAAGAAGCAGUAGCUUAUGCCGAUCAAGACGCAGUGUUGUGCCAUCAUCUCCACAGUCUCAGCAUGCUUUGCACUCCCCUGACCCUGACAUCCUUUCUGUGUCAAGCUGCCCAGCUCUCUAUCGAACUGAAGAGGAGGAGGAAGCCAUUUACUUCUCUGCUGAUAAACAAUGGGAAGUACAGGAAACAGGUUCGGAAUGUGACUCCCUAAAUUCAUCUACUGGAAGGAAGCAGUCUCCUCCAGCAAGUCUUGAGAUAUAUCAGACACUUUCUCCUCAGAAAGUAUCCCCAGAAGAAUUCUCACUCGAGGAAUCAUCUACAGGAGACUCCUCUUCUCUAACUGCAGAUAUUUCUCCUGACUGUAUAGGCAUGGCAGAAACUAAGAGCAUGAUCUUUAGUCCUGCAAGCAAAGUUUAUAAUGGAAUCCUGGAAAAGUCCUGCAGCAUGAACCAGCUUUCAGCUGGGAUCCCAGUCCCGAAGCCUCGGAACACCUCGUGUUCUUCAGCCAGCAGUGAUAGUAAGCCCAGCCAUGAAGCUUCUUCUGUUCCUAGGAUAAGUAGCAUCCCACAGGACCUCUACCAAAAUGGUGAAAAAACCAAAAAGCCAUCAAAAAUAAAAAGCCUCUUUAAGAAGAAGUCUAAGUGAGGUUAGCAGAAGAAACCUAUAGUAAUGCUAUAAGAACUGUUUUUUUAAAAUCUUUAGGAAUGUAAUUCCAUUUGAGCAUUCCAGACUGGAUGCCCUAAUGGAAUGCUCAGUAGGUCAACUAUAUUUAACUGACUGUACUGUCAAAGGUUGUGCCAGCUGUCAAUAAGAAAUCAUUAAAAAGUUCAGACAGUUUACAUUCAUUUCUGCCUAUUUAUUUCCUUUUUCUAGUUUGUCUUUUGUAGUGUUUUUUUAGUUUGUUGUUGAUUUGUUGUUGGUUUGUUUUCUCUGUGUAUUCAUAAAUGAUUUUUAAGCCACUUUGGACUUCUGAGCUAUAACGGACUAGUAAGCCUUCCUGGGCUUGCCAAAGUUUCUUGUUUACUGGAGUAUCUUCCUAUCUUUCCGUAGAGCUAGGACAUUUAUCUACAGGACUGUAAGAAAACCAAAAGAAGUAGAACUAAUUGAAUUGCACUACUGUUUUACAGACUGGAGAAGUCUCUGCAAGUGAAAGACUUGUAUUUGACUGAGAAGAUGAAUCUUUUCACUUUUAGAUCUUUUGGGGUUUUUAAGUAGAACUUAGGAUUUCUAAUUGACUUGAUUUGUGGAAAUGGAAAUGCCAUGCAUUUAUUAUGGGAAGCUUUGUUAGAUGCAUUUAUUAUUAGAAUGGUUCAAGUCCUGCUGUAAAGAUCAUGUUUUUCCCAGGACUUUCACUGUGAUUUUGCUUCACUGCAGGCUGUAUGAUACACACACACACAAAAAUAAAAUAAAAAUAAAGAAAAUAAAAAAAUAUUAACAAGAGAAGAGGCUCUGGAUUCCUGAUGCAAGUGAUGGAGAUGAAACUUGACUGAGAACUGAAUUUACCUUCUUAAAAUGAGGAGGGGGAUAGUGGCUUUUGUUUACAGACUGACAGACAACGGACAUUUGGUUUGUGGAAGUUUGUACUGUGGUAAAGAUAAUAAACUGGAAACAUUAUUGUGCUUGGGAAUGUUCUGAUUUUAGCUGAUGCUUGUUUCAGACAUGUUUCAGAGUCCUAUUAAUUGAAAGCUGUUGUAGGCUACAUUGCUUAUGCUUACUGCUAUGUAUAAGUUAUUAUAUUUUUUGGAUUUGCUAUUGAUGUCUUAAUGUCCUCCUUUUGUAAAAAUUAAUACAUUUUAUUUUUGUAUAGUUUGAAGAUUUAGCUGUUCAGACAUGUCUAAAGUAAACGGUAUAAUUUUAUAAUGCAUACUGUUAUACUAACUCAUAAUUUUAGAUAUAAAGGUGAGACUCGACAUUCUUCAGAUAAAAGCAAUUUUUAUGUUAAACUUUUAUAAGGAGAGGUGAAAUUACUAAUAGGUAGCAAGGAAUCCUUCUUAGGGCAACAGUAGCUAGUAGUUUUUAAAAAAUGUUUUUACUUUUUUUUGAACAGUUGGAGACAACAAAUGUACUGCUUGAGCAACAGUGCCUUUUAUUCAGUUUGUCUGAAAAUACUGAGCAGGAAUUUCUUUUGAGGUACAUUCCAAAGAAAUAUUCCUUGCUCUAGUGAACACAAGCAGUUUACCCAGUGAUGACUAAAUGGUUUAAGCUCUUCCAUAGGAGUAUUCUAGUUGCCUCACUCCUUUCCAAUAUGUACAUGCUGUACUGUAUGAAAGAAUUAAUUCACUGCCUAAAUAAUUUCCUAGUAAGGAGCCUUCAAAACCUGUAGCUAAUUGAAAUCAAGUGAUAAAUGUUUUUUCUAUUUCCAUUUAGGUUCUGCUGUAUAUAACUGAUGUGUCGUCUCUGUCCUCAAGAAGUGGUGGUGAUGUUAACAGAAACAUUUGCUAUGGGUAGUAAAACUGCUAGAAGAGGAAGGUUAGGUAAUGGAUGGAGACCUUACAUAUGCAAGUACCUUGAAAGUCCUGGUACACUGACUAAUUCUGUAAGAGAACGUAAGGAAUCCAGAGUUCUACUGUCUUAACAAAGAACUAUUACAUGUUAUCUAUACAGAAAAGCAUAAGAGGAAUCAACUGUUUGGUAAAGUUUGGAGAAGGGAAAACUUGAUUGAACAGAAAAUGAGAACAUGUUAUUGUUCCAUUGUUUGCAGAAUUGUCAGAUUGAACAGCUAUAGCUGCAAAAAAAGUGAUCACAAAGUAACAGUGAUCUCUUUGAAUAAAGAAUUAUACACUCCGUGAUAGACAGUUAAAAAAACACAACAGCUAUGUAAAAAGACUUGUUCCAGGGAACCACCUCAAUGCUGAGCUUUCAGAGUUGUAGUUAAAAGCCUGAUGAAAUAUCUGAACCUUGUACAAAGGAGAAAAAAUAUGUGCAAGUAGGGAACUUUACAUCCCAAACUGCAUGGAGAAUACUACUACCACUAAAAUGUUCAGUUUUGAUGUCUGCAUUUCAGAGGGCUAUAACAAUAAUUUAGUUUAAAGUAAGAUCUGGGUCUGGACAGUAGAUCUUGCAGUGUGAGGUUUGAGGAACUCUGUCUCUAUCAUUACCAAAGAUGAUGAAGUGGCAUUUUGAUACUGGGGAGUAAAUAUUUACAAAUGGAAAAAAAAAUCUGGUACUGAGGAGUGGGAGGACAGCACUUCUUAAUCCUUGUAUCAGUCAGGCAAGCUCGAAUACUGAGAGGCCAGAAUAGACAAUUUCAGUUUCCUGUAGUAAGUAUAACUGAAAAUUGAAAUAGAAAUUGGACUCUUCACUGACUGUGAGUUAUGUUAUGGUGUUGUACAAGCAAAUUAGAUGGGAUUAUCAUAGUGAUAGAUUUUGGCUUCAAAGUGGCAAACCUUUGGAGCACAGACUGCUCUCAACACUCAGUUUAUCACCAGCUGUCCUGUAACUUUACAGCUGCUACUUAAUAAAUAUUAGAGAACUAAAGGUAUAAGUUAAUAUGAUUAGAAGUGGUGAGUAUUUUAUGUUGGAGCACAAAAUGUAAUUUUAAGUUAAUAAAGUUGCUUUUUUUGUUAUUGUUUUAAUAGACCCCUUGCACAUCUUGCCACCUGAAUUUGACCACAGUCUAAGUGAGUUGCAUUGCUCCUACUAUGGCUACUAUAGACAUGUUUAUAUUCAAACUAGUAGCAUCCUUUUGCUAAGGUAUGUCGAGAGCACUGACUCUGAGGUAGAUUCUUCAUGAAGCACCGGAUACAUGUUGACAUGUCAGAAGUGAGACAAUAUGCUUUAAAAGGUCUUACAUUAUUUUCUCCAUUUGCUUAAUGGUGUAACUUGUUCAAGUCAGUGAGUUGAUCUGGCAUUCCAACCAUGAGGAUUUCUCUGACAUGUCAGUCAUUUGAGGCAAUUGUCUAGUGUCAUCACGUUUAAAUGCCUGAUGACUUCCUAAGCUCUGAAUGCACAACGGUUAUGUUACUUUUUUGAGCUCUUAUAGCUAAAAUCCAUGUUCUAAAUUUUCUAGUACUUUUCAGAAGGGAGAAUCUUUGUUUUCCUAAGUAUUUUGUUAAGAGUCCUUUGUCAGCACAGCAGCCCCUUUGUGGAAACUACCUGAAAGGCUUGUCCCUGAAGAGGUUACCACUUAAAUCUUUUACCUGUGAAGGGAAGAAGUGUUAAGUGUGUGGUUCUGUAUGAAGAAGAAAAAUACCCCAGUUCUUCCAAAACUGAAAAACCUGAACCCAUCCACAAUUCUUACUAAAGCUAUGUGACACUUCUUUCUUAAUACUGUCAAUUUUAGGAAAGAUUUCCUAGUUGCCAUGGGAGAUACUUUUGAGCAGCUUACAGUGGGCUUUGAUAUUAAAACAGGUCAGUCUUUCCCUGCUCAGUGAUGAAAUUUGAAAUUGUGUUUUGGCAGUUCUAGGGCUUAUGUCUAGGGCUUUCCUUCCCCCUCCUCAGUAGUACCUAGAUCUACCCUCUGCUUUCUGAUGGGCAGUUUGCUGAAUGAGGGAAGGUUCUCCAUCAUAGUCAAGGCAAUAAUGUUAUAGGAAGAAUACAGAUCCUCCCUGGAAGCCUUAAAGAUGGUGAGGCCAAGAAUACUUGACUUCAGAUUUCUUACGAUGUUUAUGGAUGUCACCUUGAGUUAGGCAUUAACUUAUGACUGAUUGAAACUCUGGAAGGUGAAAAUUAAUCAAAAUUGAAGCUUUCCAUAGUUUGCCCUUUUGCUUCCCAAUAGAUGGAAAAACAACACACAAAGGAGAGAGACAAGCUGUAAUUAGCAUUUCUCAUACUAGCAGCUUUUAGAGCUUCAGGGUAGUUUCAUUCCAUGAAUACAUGAGAUACAUUGCUAGGGAGGGAUUACUACCUUAAUUUUAUAAUGUAUGCAAAGUAGCAUUUGGUUUUCAUUUACUUCCAGGCAGGAGAGAAAAAGAAAGAAACUGAAUGCUUAACUUUAAAAUGUGGGGGGUUUUGUUUGGUUUUUUUUGUUUGUUUGUGGGUUGUUUUGUUUUUGUUUUUUAGCCAAAUAGAGGAAUUACUGGUUCUUGGACCUCUUUAUUUGCUUAUCGCCUUGUACAAUAUGUUAAAUAGGGUGAACAUGUUUUUUUAUCUGUUCCAGUUGCACUGACUAAAGUGAGGCAUUGCUAUCUCAUGUAUGAAACACUGCCUGCUCUGGAUUGCUGUAGGCAUUUUAGUCCUGGGUAUUGCAUCUUCAUUGAAUAAUGGUUAAGCCUACUAAGGCUGGUUGAUUACAAGUGCUGGUACGCUUUUCUACUAGUGACUUAAAAUAUGGACGUUAAUAUAACCAAUAACCAAAAAAGGCUUUUGCCAGUAGAGUUUGACUGCCUGACAGCAUGUAAAUGUUUGGGUAACCAUUCUUUGAGGCUUCAGUAACAAUCCAACAGAUUCGUACACAUUUCAACAAAUAGCUUUCCCCUCCAGCCCUGUAGAGACAGUGCUGAUCUGAAACUCCACUCAGUCCUCUCUUGUGUAAACAGAAUACACUGAUUCAUAUAAACUGUAACAGUCUUAACCUUGAAACUGUUAUUCCCAGUUGCUUUUGCAUCUGACAUCACUUAAGUAAGAUGGCAGUACUUAUCAGUCCACUUAAGUCUUUCAGAAAUAAAACGGGUUUGUGUUUUAUUUUUUUUCUCUACAACUUUGAAUCCUCAAGUUUACCAAACUGUAUUCAUGUUCCAUGUAUUUAAUGCUUUUCUGAAAUGAAAGUGGAAAGGUUGCACUAUGCUUGAUGUUAAAAAGCACAUUUGAGCAGAAGAUGAAGAGUUCAUAGGUAUUACAUCUGUUUGUAAGUCAGAAUUCUAAGGAAGGCUCACAACUAACAUUGCUGGAGAUGAGAGGUACAUUCAAUCUAAAGCUUUCGUAUUAGUAAUUCUAUCCAAGAAAAAAACCAACUUAUUUAGACGUACUCUGCAGGGCCUUCAUGUUUCUAUUCCACAUUACCUUCAUAUUUCUAUUCCAUUUUUGACCCAGCAUUAAAUUUGGUGGUUACAGCACUAACUUACGUGAUUGCCAGACCUCAGAGCAGUUUCAGAUAGUGAUUUCAGUAGCACUUCUUAAAAGUCAGUUUUGGUUUAAUAUGUGCUAAAGGCAUCUAAAAUAGGACUUUCUUCUUCACAUUCCUUAUAUUUUUUUUCAACUCCGUUCUUUUUCAUCCCUCUACUGUUAAAAUAAACAGGUACUGAUACUUGAUUUAUGUUUAGAACACAGUAUUUUUUUCAGCUGAGAUUUGUUAAUAGAUUAAGUGGUAGAUAUUUACUUUUUAAAGCCUAGAUUAUGGUUGGAUAUUGUUGUAAAAACAAACUGCUGUAUCUCAGUUGAACUAUGUACAGCAUUGACUGGUGCAAUUUGUGUAGAAGUGGUGAAGUUAUCCUGAAAUUCUCCUUGUUUUUUCAUUUGUCUUGAUGCUACACAGUUUUUUUAAGACUUGAAUUCAUUUAAAAUUAAGGUCAGUAUGUCCAGCCCCACAAAAGUCAGUCUUCAGUUUUCAGCCAUCAGUUCAUGCUUCAAAAAAGAAUUAAACUCUUGAAUAUUUUACUAGCUUAUUAGCUUGUUAGGAGGUAGAAUGGGUUCCUGGAAGUCUUCAGGUAGAAGAUAGAGAAUUUCUGAAGUGAACCAGAUAUGCUGUGUUCUUUAUCAGCUUUCAAAUCCAUCUCCUAAUAAGACCAAGUCUCCCCAGGGGAAUGUAGAUGUACUUACUGCUUGGAACUUUGUAGUUAAUGAUAUUUGUUUAUCUAAUUCUAAUAACUUGCAUGUAUGCUAUGUUUGCCUGCCUUUCAAUAGCUGACGAAAGCUGUAGGAGAUCUUGGGGGUUUCUUUAAAAAAACUGCUGUUUAAAAAAAUAGAGUGGCAAGAGAAAUCUAUCAGACUGUGAAGUGACUAAAACCAACAAAGAUCUCAGCUUUUUGUCUAAAAGAGUUAUUUCAAUAGUUCUUAAUAAAAUGAAUUGGGUAGCACGUGUAUUUUCACAUUGCUGUCUUCCAAGCAACACAAAUAAUUUACAUUUCAGCAAGGCUAUUUGAGAGCUGUCUUGCCCUGUUUUUAAUUUAAAUAACAUUGAGUUGUAGUGAGUGUUCAGCAUAUUAAUGUCUGACUUAAAAGAUUAGCAGAAAUUGAAUGACUUGCAUUGUUUUGUUCAUUUACAGCUUUAUAAAAAUGUAGAUAUCUGCAUAAAGCCUGUCAUUGGACCUAGGAGCAAGACAAGUUAUUAUGUGCGCAACUGAAAUCUUUCUUAAGAUGCUUUACUGUUCUGGGAAGAGAUAUUGUCCUCAGUGCAGAUUCUGCUCUUCCUCAGUUUUCUUAGCUUCUGUUUGGUUUUCAUUAGUUGAACUAAAAUAAGAAGCAAAGCCCUCAGACUGACUAGUUUCUGUCUCUCUAAUAUGCACACACUAUACUUUUAACCUCAUCUACUGCAUGUUCUUAAUACUGUACACAAAUGCAGUUGAAGUAUUUCUUUGGUGUUGGUACAGCAUGAUGCAUUUCAUUCCCCUUUCUAGUUUACCUCUCGUUAGCUAUAUAAUGCUUUACAACUGGAAAAAAAACCUGAGUUUUUUGGAAUUGAGUCUGUUUGCAUAUAAAAAUAUUUUUUUUUCCUGUCAGUCUUAUGAGAGAUGUCCUGCUUGGAGAGUCUCAAACAGUAUUUUCUUGUGUUUAUUCAUGUUACUUUGCUUUAUUUUAUAAGUGGAUAUUGAUUUCUGAUGUGUUGUUACGCCUAAUGUUGAAUAAAUCUGACUUCCAUUUUGAAAAGUGCAA